Molecule: messenger RNA, 652 nt
Organism: Lolium perenne
Lineage: Eukaryota; Viridiplantae; Streptophyta; Magnoliopsida; Poales; Poaceae
Source: RefSeq, a predicted model, not a curated record
UCGCGCUUCCUCCCCGUCAUCGCAAUUCACAACUCACAGCUUCGCACAAUCGCACUGCCUAAACAUCCGCCAGCAAUCAAGUCCUCUCUUCUGAUCUUCAAAUCUUAGCCAAGUCCUUCGCCAGCAACAGCAGCAGCAAGAUGGCUCGCUUUGCAGUGGUCGCCGCGAUCGUCGCCCUCCUCGCCAUCACCGCCGCCGCACAGGGCCCCAUGCCGGCGCCCAGGAUGGCCCCCCUCCCUGCACCGCCAGCGAGGUCCCCGGCCACCGCCCCUGCGCCGGUCGCCACUCCGCCUACCGCCGCGUCCCCGUCCCCGAUGGCAUCUCCCCCGUCCCCGCCCAUGGAGACCCCGACUGAAGCUCCUUCCGCGGUGACCCCCUCUGCUGUCUCUGCCACACCGGCCGGCGCCCCAACCGACGCCCCCGCGAGCUCGGCCGUAUACACGUCCACCGUCAGCUUCGUCGCCGUCGCCGGCGCGGUCGCCGCCGCCAUCGUGUUCUAAAUGGAGCGGAGACUACUCUGUUUUCGUGCUGUUCAUAUUACGUUAUUUAUUACUAGAGACAGAUCGAGGAAUGGUUUGACACCGCAUCGCGAUGUAAUCUUGCUACACAUGCAUGAGAUUAUCUUGAAUACAGAUUCUUUUAUUCGUUGCCA